AUGAUACAACAAAAAUAAUUAGAUUAUGUAACUAAUUUUUCAUGUUCUUAACACAUAGGAUAACCAAUAAAUACAAUACUAUUAGAUUAAAGCUUAUUAAUUGAAAAAAGAUUAUUGUGUUCCUAUUGUGUGGAAAAUAUUGAUUAAAAUUUAAAAACUAUUGAGAUUGAGAAAGCUUUGGAGAUAACUGAGUAGAAAGUCAGAGAAAAAUCAAGAAAUGAUUUAGACUUUGUUUAGUCUCAAAUUAUUAAUCUACAUAAACUAUAAAGUAAUGCAUGUCAAAUGAGAUCAUAUAUAAAUUCAUAAUUAGAAUCAAUAAUAUAAAUUAGCUCUGAUUGGAUAAAAGAGUUGAAAACUUUUAAUAACUAAUAUUAGAUGCAGAUUAUGAUCAAAGAACUUGAUAAUCUAUUGAAUUAUUAAAAUAAAGAAACCGAAAGAGAUUCAAAAUUAACAAUUACCAAGCUUCAUCAAAUUGCUGUAUUAUAAAGUUAUCAAAUGAGUAUCUACCUAGAGUAAUUUAGUUCCUUUUAAGAAUAUCAAGAGUGUCAGCAAAUUUUAGAAAUGAUGACUAAUAUUGAUAAAAUCAGAAUAUAGCAUUCUAUUUAGGAGGCUUCAAAAACAAAAAUUUAACCAUUUACAUUUGAAAUAAUCGCAUAGAACUCUAUCAAACAACCUGAAUAUUGCCAAGCCAUAGCUAUUAAUUAAGAUAACACACUAGUUUUGGUUGGAUGUGAAAAAGAGAUCAGAGUUUUUGAAUUAAUUUAGAAUAAACUUGUUCAAAUAGAUAUAUUAAAAGGACAUAAUGACUCUAUAUUUACACUUGAUUUUUUCAAGAAAUAAAAGAAUUCAUUCAUCUCUGGAUCUCGAGAUGACUCCAUAAUGAUAUGGUUAUAUCAAAAUGAAAUGAAAAAAUCUUGGUCAUGUUCUCAAUAAUUAGUAGGGCACACUUCCUCCAUACUUUGCUUAAUAUAUAAUUAGAAAGAAGAUUUAAUAAUAUCUGGGAGUGACGAUAAAACUAUAAAAUUUUGGAGCUACAAUCAAAAUUGUGAAAAUAACAAUAAAUAAUUAUGGUCUUGUUCCUAAACUAUAAGAAAACAUAGCAGUUAUGUUUAUGCAUUGUCUUUAAAUGAAGAUCAAACAAAAUUAAUCUCAUGUGGACUUGAUAAACUCAUUCUCGUUAUGGAAUUAUUAAAAACUUAAUACUCAUAUUCAUGGAUAGUAUUAUAAGAAAUAAAUGUUGAGAAUGAUGGAUAUCGUUUAUGUUUUAUAGAGAAUAAUAUUUUUGCCUUUCAACCAAGAUCAUACUCAAAAAUGGAUAUUUAUGAAAUUACUGGUAAUUCUGAAGGGCAAUUUUUGAAAACUAAAGAAAUAGAUGUAAAGGGAUAUAGUCAAUCUUGUGAUAAUCUUUUUCCUUCAAAAUUUUCUAUUUAAAAAUGUAUUCUUAUGAUUAAGAAUGGCAAAAAUGUCAAUUUAAUAAGAUGUGGAAAUUACUGUAAUGGAAACAUAGUUAGUGAAAGAUAAUUUUUUUUAGAAUAAGUUAUUGAAUUCGAUGAUAAUUGUAUUUAUGGUACACUUAGCGAUGAUGGACAAUAUUUGCUUACCUGGGAUUAUUUCACAAAAGAAAUAUAAAUUAGAUGUUUUCAAUCAAAAGAAUGA
Paramecium pentaurelia is the source of this 1656-nucleotide messenger RNA. The record is from the annotation of a GenBank genome assembly. NCBI's taxonomy places the organism in Eukaryota, Ciliophora, Oligohymenophorea, Peniculida, Parameciidae.